Messenger RNA from Lodderomyces parapsilosis, 858 nucleotides. It is a transcript of the gene IMP4, whose product is annotated as snoRNA-binding rRNA-processing protein. The transcript has a single exon. NCBI's taxonomy places the organism in Eukaryota, Fungi, Ascomycota, Pichiomycetes, Serinales, Debaryomycetaceae. Gene Ontology annotation, cellular component: small-subunit processome; nucleolus; Mpp10 complex. Gene Ontology annotation, biological process: rRNA processing. The record is from RefSeq and is a predicted model, not a curated record. Gene Ontology annotation, molecular function: rRNA primary transcript binding; snoRNA binding. Bases 1 to 858 code for a protein of 285 amino acids.
AUGAUUAGGAAACAAGCAAGAGAGAGAAGGGAAUACCUCUACAGAAAGGCUUUACAACUUCAAGAAGCAUCGCGCACUGAAAAACGUCAACAACUCAAAGCUGCAUUAGCACUGGGGAAACCAUUAUCAAAAGAAUUGGCAGAGGAUACUCAACUACAACGUGAUUUCAUUUACGAUCAAAGUGAACAAGAUCAAGUAGAUAUCGAUGAUGAAUACAGCGCCCUCUCGGGUAUAUCUGAUCCCAAAGUGGUCAUCACCACGUCGCGAGACCCAAGUGUUCGAUUACUACAAUUUUCCAAGGAAAUAAAAUUGAUGUUCCCCAAUAGCUUGAAAUUAAAUCGUGGUAAUUACAUUAUUAAUGAUUUGGUCAAGACUUGUACAAGGGUUCAAGUCUCCGACUUGAUAAUAUUGCAUGAACAUAGAGGUGUGCCUACGUCGCUUACAGUCAGUCAUUUUCCUCAUGGUCCAACAGCUAUAUUCACUUUGCACAAUGUGAAAUUGAGACAUGAUUUGCCAAACUUAGGUAAUAUAAGUGAAUCUUACCCUCAUUUGAUUUUUGAAAAUUUCAAUACUCCAUUGGGUAAAAGAGUGGUGAAAAUCUUGCAGCAUCUAUUCCCACCUGGAGUUAAACGCGACUCAUCAAGAGUAAUCACAUUUGUAAAUAAUGACGAUUAUAUUAGUGUGAGGCAUCAUAUUUAUGUUCGUACAAGAGACAGUGUUGAGGUUAGUGAAAUCGGACCAAGGUUUGAAAUGAAGUUGUAUGAGAUCAGAUUGGGUUUGGCUGAUAAUACUGACGCUGAUGUCGAAUGGCAAGUACGGAGAUUUAUACGUACUGCGAAUAGAAAAAACUAUUUGUGA